AUGGAUGCCUUCCACAAGUUGUUGGUGGCUUUGUUUGCUGCCUGCACUUGUUUUGCAACUCUCACAAAUGCCACAAUCCGUAAUCCCCCUCCUCCUCCUCCACCCCCUCCUCCUCCAAAGCCAUACAACUCUCCUCCUCCACCCACUGAUCUGCGAUCACCAUUUUCCCAGACUCUGUAUACGAAGGCCCCUCCAAAGCCUUUUUCUCCUCCUCAUCUAACUGACAAAGCCCCACUUCCACCUAUUCAUGAGAUGUUUCCUCCAAAACGAAUUACACUCAAUUCUUUCCCAAUCCACAGACCGUUCACUUCUCCUCAUCCUCCUCCUAAGCCACCAAAAACCCCAUUAUCCCCUACAAUCGAUUCUCUAUUUUAUUCUAUCCCAAUGCACACUCGACCCACAACUUCUCCUUCUUCCAAGACACAAAAAGCUCCAUUAUCCACACCGCCCAACUACAGACCUCCAACCCCACAUAUGGUAUUUAACCCUCAACCGCCUCAUUCUUUCCCUGCAAACCCACCUCGAACGCCACCUUCACCUACGGUAUUGAAGCCUCAACCUUUCCCACCUUUUCCUGAAGAUCCACCUCCACAGUCCAAAUCUCCAGUCUUCACACCACCUCCUCGUCGUUAUAAGCCUCCUCCUCCUUCAUAUUAG
This is a messenger RNA of Cryptomeria japonica (Japanese cedar), 657 nucleotides long. Its product is annotated as protein TRACHEARY ELEMENT DIFFERENTIATION-RELATED 7A-like. The transcript has a single exon. The coding region runs from base 1 to 657 and encodes 218 amino acids. The record is from RefSeq and is a predicted model, not a curated record. NCBI's taxonomy places the organism in Eukaryota, Viridiplantae, Streptophyta, Pinopsida, Cupressales, Cupressaceae.